AUGGAGACAGGAAGCCCGCGAAAGAUUCAGUUCACUGUCCCUCUCUUGGAUUCUCACCUGGACCCAGAGGCUGCUGAACAGAUCAGAAGACGACGGCCCACUCCUGCUACUCUGGUGGCCUCCAGUGACCAGUCCUCACCAGAAAUAGAUGAAGAUCGCCUCCCUAAUCAGUUAUAUAAGCAAGCCUUGCUGAACUCACCCAGACAAAGGAAGAAAGGAACGAAAGGAACACCCACCAUGAAAGAGCUGCAAUUCCUGGUGGAACACCACCUGUACAGGCAGCAGCAGGGUGGAGCAGCAGACGAAUGCUCCUCAGAGAGCUGCCUGUCGGACAGGCCCAGCCCUGACAACUUGCCUGCUGGAGAAGAGCUGCCUGACGACGAAGAGUCCUGGAGCACGGCGGACGCUGAAACCGCAGAGGCCUUCCAGAAACUCCGCUGCCAAAUGGAAGAGUUCUCAAGGGAGAGCUUAUUAGAGGCGACCGGGGGAGUGGAUCCACCUCCAUCAGCAGGAGAGGUGGGCUCUUCCACUGUUUCCCAGGCAACGCAAAAACAACACAUGCAUGCAGAUAAAACUCCCUGCUCUGGGAGUUCAGAAGCAGACGAGCAGAAGCUGAAAGACAGUACUGCGGAUAAAGAGAAGUAG
This is a messenger RNA of Chanos chanos (milkfish), 645 nucleotides long. RefSeq names its product protein phosphatase 1 regulatory subunit 1A-like. The coding region runs from base 1 to 645 and encodes 214 amino acids. Lineage: Eukaryota; Metazoa; Chordata; Actinopteri; Gonorynchiformes; Chanidae. Gene Ontology annotation, biological process: intracellular signal transduction. Gene Ontology annotation, cellular component: cytoplasm. The transcript is spliced from 7 exons. The record is from RefSeq and is a predicted model, not a curated record. Gene Ontology annotation, molecular function: protein phosphatase inhibitor activity.